AUGCCUCCUCCACGGCUCUCACUCGCUCUUAUACGAGCGCCAGCUCAAAUCAGGCUCCAAUGUAUCCGCCGCAUCGCACCCUUCCGCUACGCAUCCACCGCACCCACGCAUGAAGCCUCAACACCCGUCGUACCAUGGAAGACACCGACAAGCGUCUGGUCGCCCGAGAACCUAAUCCCUCCGCCCAAAGAUGGCGAAGUCCUUAUGGAGCGCAAGCCAAAUCGCGAAUUACCACCGAUACCCCCCCUCAUACCCACUCAAGUCCGCAACACACUCCCCAUAUUCGUAAUAGCAAUGGCAAUCUCCCUCCUCGCCUUCUUCAACUACCAAAAAACCGAGUCGAGCGUAGUAUCUUCGACGCUCUACGCCCUGCGCACCAACCCGCUCGUGCGCGAACAACUGGGCGACGAAAUCUACUUUGCGAGCAAGCACCCGUGGAUCAGUGGCGAGAUCAAUCAAGUACAUGGGCGCAUCAAUAUCAGUUUCUGGGUCAAGGGGACCAAGGCGGUGGGGCAAGUGAAGCUGAGGUGUCGCCGACGGGGGAAGGGUGGGUUUUACUUCACGCAGGAGUAUAGUUUGACCGUGUUGGAUCCGGAGGCCGAGGGCGGGGAGAGGAGGCUGGAGUUGUAUGAUCCGAAUGGCAAUGCGAUUGAUCCGUUUCAGGAUCCGAUUGGAGACGAGUGAACUAGAGGAGACGAAGGAGGGGUUGUAGCACUUCUUCGAGUGUAUAGGAAAGGGCAUUCUGGCAAUCGCAGGUCGGAAGAGCCUUGCUAGACCUAUGCGGAGCCCCAUGGACUCGUCAUGUAACAUAUGUAUAUAUCUGUGCACCAGCGCAUCAUGUACAACAACACCACUAUGCAUUUAGAGACGGUCAAGAACGGCAUGAAAACUUAAAGCUGUGGAAUAUGUAUAUACUCAUCACAAACGAGAGAUAUAAGGCGCAUCAUUACGCGACUCGUGACAGUUCCAUCUUUUUCAUCGCAUCAGUAAGCCGUGAUACGUGUCGAAUACAUGAUAAAACGCCGGUGCCAUUGGUAGCAAUAUGCCGCAGUCAAACAAUAAGGAAAAUGGUAUCAUAAAGUGUUUAAACACGCGCUCCAUUCAUCCUCACCCACACACACAAACGCCAGCUAGACGUUUUAAAUCUUGUCGUAAUCUGCCUCUGGCCUCCUC
Cucurbitaria berberidis CBS 394.84 is the source of this 1173-nucleotide messenger RNA. RefSeq names its product DUF1783-domain-containing protein. NCBI's taxonomy places the organism in Eukaryota, Fungi, Ascomycota, Dothideomycetes, Pleosporales, Cucurbitariaceae. The coding region runs from base 1 to 684 and encodes 227 amino acids. The record is from RefSeq and is a predicted model, not a curated record. Gene Ontology annotation, biological process: mitochondrial respiratory chain complex IV assembly. The transcript is spliced from 2 exons. Gene Ontology annotation, cellular component: mitochondrial inner membrane.